GUCUUUCCCUCUCUCUCUCUCUCUGUGCGAUUGGGAAGGAAAAUGGUGUCGGUGACCUUCAUUCGAAGCGUGAUUGGGAUAAUUGGAAAUGUCAUUUCCUUCGGCCUGUUCCUCUCACCAUCGCCCACGUUUUACCGGAUAUGGAGGAAGGGCUCCGUCGAAGAUUUCUCGGCCAUACCCUACUUGGCCACGGUGUUGAACUGUGCAGUGUGGGUGUUGUAUGGCCUCCCAUUUGUUCACCCUCACAACAUAUUGGUAGCCACAAUCAAUGGCAUCGGCUUGGCCAUUGAGUUCAUUUACCUUCUCCUCUACUUCACUUACUCCACCAAGCAACAAAAGGUGAAGCCAUUGCUGAUUCUAAGUGUUGAACUCAUUUUCAUGGCGACCGUCGUUACUGUAACCCUGGCUGCCUUACACACAUAUGAAAGCAGGUCUUUAAUGGUGGGCAUCCUUGGCAUCAUAUUUGGCACCUGCAUGUAUGCCUCGCCUCUCAGCGUCAUGCGGCUGGUAAUCAGGACGAAGAGUGUGGAGUUCAUGCCUUUCAAUCUUUCUCUAGCUGCCUUCUUAAAUGGUCUUUGCUGGACCGUCUACGCACUGCUUCCCUUGGAUAUCAACCUCUUGAUUCCUAAUGGGCUUGGAGCAGUACUUGGAGCCACCCAGUUGAUCCUCUAUGGAUGUUAUUACAGCUCCCCUCCAAAGAAAGCAAGAACAAGUGUUACAGUGCCACCAAAGCAGGAGAUCCAGUUGCCAUACGGCGGUCCAGUGCAAGAGAAUGAAGGAAAAGCAGGUGUUUGAUCUGAAAUAGUAAAUGGAUCUAACUGGAUCCAAUGGUCAUUGGGUUUUAUGGGUCCAAUGGCUGAUCCUUUGUCUUCAUGCUUCUUUUUUCUUAUUUGGGUUUUAGAUUUUAGGGUGGGAUUUUGCUAAUAGAGGCAUUAAAACCCCUGACUUUCAAACCAAACCCUUAUUCGGGUCAAUAGGACUUUUUUGACCCGUGGUUUGAUCUUUUGGUGCAUAAUAAUUUCAAGACAUUUCAAAGCACUUGAGCAGCUUUGGCUCGUCCUGUGUAUGACCCUUCAUAAAUUAAUAAAAAAACUCAGUUCUGC
Nymphaea colorata (pocket water lily) is the source of this 1103-nucleotide messenger RNA. Its product is annotated as bidirectional sugar transporter SWEET5-like. The record is from RefSeq and is a predicted model, not a curated record. Gene Ontology annotation, biological process: carbohydrate transport. Gene Ontology annotation, molecular function: sugar transmembrane transporter activity. Gene Ontology annotation, cellular component: membrane. The coding region runs from base 43 to 795 and encodes 250 amino acids. The transcript has 6 exons. Lineage: Eukaryota; Viridiplantae; Streptophyta; Magnoliopsida; Nymphaeales; Nymphaeaceae.